Molecule: messenger RNA, 1482 nt
Organism: Fusarium venenatum
Lineage: Eukaryota; Fungi; Ascomycota; Sordariomycetes; Hypocreales; Nectriaceae
Product: major facilitator superfamily domain-containing protein
Biological process (GO): transmembrane transport
Cellular component (GO): membrane
Molecular function (GO): transmembrane transporter activity
Source: RefSeq, a predicted model, not a curated record
AUGUCGUCGUCGCAAGGAAAAGGCGAUAAAAAUCCUGUCAAGGACACACCCCAGUCCAUUGGCUCCACUCAGGAUGAACUCCCCGAAUUGACCAAAGCCCAGGCAAAGCGUCUUCUCCUGAAGACGGACCUGGUUGUCAUGCCUCUGGCAAUUCUCAGCAUGACUCUCGCUUAUCUGGACAAGAACGCAUUGGGAUACGCCGCCAUCUUCGGUAUGAAAGAAGACGCCAACCUCAAAGCCCAAGACUACAGUUGGCUCGGCAGUAUUUUCUACUUCGGAUACCUUGCAAUGGAAUUUCCUAGUCUUUGGCUCAUGACAAAGAUCCCUAUCGGAAAAUACGUCGGUACUUGUCUUGUUCUUUGGGGUGCUUUAUUGUGUUUCUUAGCUCUCUGCCACAAUUUUGCCGGUCUAGCGACGAUUCGGUUCCUUCUCGGUGUUUUCGAAGCUGCGGUUCUACCUUGCAUGAUGAUCAUCAACUCUAUGUGGUAUCUCCGAAAUGAGCAACCUCUUCGUACGGCGUUCUGGAAUAACACCUUUGCUGGUGUUUUCGGUGGUAUUUUAUCUUAUGCCAUUGGAAAGAUUGAUGGAACGCUUUCAACAUGGAAGUACAUCUUCCUCAUUUAUGGAGCUUGCACCGUCUUCCUUGGUGUCCUCGUCUUCUUCGCUCUACCCGACACUCCAUCCCAAGCAUGGUUCUUCACUGCUGAGGAAAAGAAACUCGCCAUUAUUCGCCUCGCCCCGAAUCAGACUGGUGUCGAAUCGAACAAGGGCUUCAAGACAUACCAAAUUCUCGAAUGCCUUCGCGAUCCCAAAUGUUACUGCAUCUGGCUCGGUGCUUUAGGUUACGCCGUCACCAAUGCAGGCGUCACAAACUUCAACCCACUGAUCAUCGCUGGAUACGGAUUUUCGAAAACCAAGACUGUUCUCAUGGCCACCCCCCAAGCCGCCGUUGCCAUGAUCAGUCAGGCCCUUCUCACAACCAUUUCUCUCUACGUACCCAACCUUCGAUGUAUCUUCUGGAUUGGAGGUGCUCUGUUGGGUAUGGUCGGAGCUAUUAUGGUGCACUCUCUUGAUGUCGAGACGCAAAGAAAUGCUUCUUUGGCUGGUGUUUACAUGAUGGGCUUUUAUAACGUGCCCUUCAUUUUCUUGCUUAGUUUGUCUUCAUCCAAUACUGCUGGUGCUACUAAGAAGAGUUUCAUGGGCAUGUCUAUCGCCAUCAUGUACGCUGUUGGUAACAUUAUCGGACCGCAAUUCUUCCUCAGCACACAGGCACCAAAAUACGUCCUUGGUAUUGGCGCCAUGCUUUGCGCCUUUGCCUUGAUGGCUGCUGUUGGUCUUGUUUAUUACUUCCUUUGCGUCAUCGAGAACAAGAGGCGUGAUAAGCAAUUUGGAAAAACUCAUGAUGUAAUUGAUGCUGGAUUGGAGGCGGAGAAGAGCGACAAGACAGAUUUGGAAAACUCCAACUUCCGUUACACUUACUAA